UUUUUCAUUUGCUUUCUCACAAAUUUCUCUUUUAAUAAAAUCAUGGCAUUACCACUUCUCUCAAUUUUCCUUUUUUCAUCUCUAACCUUAUUUUCUCUUACGGAAUCCAAACUCAAUAUCGACUAUUACAACAAAACAUGUCCUCAAUUUGAUAAAAUCAUCCAACAAAUCGUCGUCGAUAAGCAGCUCGCGGCCCCCACCACCGCGGCUGGGGCCCUCCGCCUCUUCUUCCACGAUUGCAUGGUGGGAGGAUGUGACGCGUCGUUGUUGAUUUCCUCAAAUUCUUUCUCCCAAUCAGAGCGUGACACGGAUAUCAACCUCUCCCUCCCGGGGGACGCUUAUGAUGUUGUCACACGUGCAAAAACCGCAUUAGAACUACAAUGCCCUGGCAUUGUAUCUUGUGCAGAUAUUUUAGCUGUUGCAACUCGUGACUUGAUUACAAUGGUUGGAGGUCCAUUUUACUCGAUUCGCCUAGGGCGAAAAGAUAGCUUUGAAUCAUACGCAAAAGAUGUUGAAGGACAUAUUGCUAGGCCCAACAUGACUAUGGACACAAUAAUCAAUAUGUUUGCAUCAAAAAAUUUAAAUGUACAAGAAAUGGUGGCAUUAAUGGGUGCACAUACUAUAGGAUUCUCUCAUUGUUCGGAAUUUAGUAAGAGAUUAUUCAAAUUUAGUCAGACUUCAGAAUCUGAUCCUACUAUGAACCCUACAUAUGUACAAGCGCUACAAACCUUAUGUGGGAAUAACACGAAGGAUAUGGCUGCGUUCAAUGACGUUAUGACACCUGGCAAAUUCGAUAACAUGUAUUACAUAAACUUGCAAAAGGGGCUAGGGUUAUUAGCAUCUGAUCAAGCUAUGAUUUAUGACCAAAGGACAAAGCCAUUUGUGGAGCUUUAUGCAAAGGAUCAAGAUGCAUUUUUCAAGGCAUUUACACAUGCAAUGGAGAAAGUAAGUGUUUAUCAAGUUAAAUUAGGGAAAAUGGGAGAGGUGAGACGUAGAUGUGAUGUUGUGAAUCAAUUACUAGUAAAUCCCAACAAGAAAAUUGGUGGUUAAUUAAUUAAUUAGGUUGAUUAUAAGGAUUAUCAUCUAAGACAUGUUUUAGUGUCAAGGUGUUUUUGGAUUAUAAUAUGUAUAGUUUCCAUAGAACAUGAUAUGUAUUAUUAUGUUCCAAUGUGAAUAUUUUUGACCUCUUGUUAUAAUUUCUACAUUUGGCUAUAGAAAAUGUCUGCAUUGUGUAAGAAUUAAAGACUAGAGUCCAUUGUGACAUUUUUUCAUUAAAUCAUUGAUCUCGUAUUUAUAUAAAGAUGAAUGUAUUGAUCGGAAA
Messenger RNA from Solanum pennellii, 1321 nucleotides. RefSeq names its product peroxidase 6. Gene Ontology annotation, molecular function: peroxidase activity; heme binding. The transcript has a single exon. NCBI's taxonomy places the organism in Eukaryota, Viridiplantae, Streptophyta, Magnoliopsida, Solanales, Solanaceae. Gene Ontology annotation, biological process: response to oxidative stress; hydrogen peroxide catabolic process. The record is from RefSeq and is a predicted model, not a curated record. The coding region runs from base 43 to 1050 and encodes 335 amino acids.